GGUUAUCGUGCAAACAGUCACUUUGUUUAUAAAAUGGCCCUUGACGUGGAAGACGGGACAAUUUUAUCAUCUAUCUUCAAGGAUUCUUUUCCUGAAAUAUGGAGAGAAAAUCCAGAUUUUGUGCAGUAUCUAACAGAACUUAGCUCAUUUGGUGUUGACAAAUUAUGUCAUGAACCAGAGCGUCUAGCAGAAGAAAGAGCACAAAUUCUGGAACAGACACAAGAACUGGCAUUCCACAAUUACAAAACAUUUAUUGAAACAGCUGAUUGCUCCAAAGAAAUUGUAGAAGAUUUUAAUCUGGUUGAGCAGCAUGUGAACAACCUGUUGAACAAACUUCCUGAAUUCAGUGAUAAAUGUCAAAUCUUUAUGAAGAAUGCCAAUGAGAUUAAUGUCAGUCGGAGGUUGAAUACACUGACAUUAAAUAAACACACACAGUUACUUGAAGUCUUGGAAAUUCCACAAUUGAUGGAUACAUGUGUCAGAAAUAGUUACUAUGAGGAAGCUCUUGAACUAUCAGCUUAUGUAAAACGUCUUGACAAAAAGCACUCAUCCAUCGCUGUCAUUCAGGACAUUGUAAAUAAAGUAAAAAAUUCCAUGCAGCUUAUGUUGAAUCAGUUAAUCCAACAGCUAAGGACAAGUGUUCAACUACCAGCAUGCCUUAGGGUCAUUGGCUACUUACGUCGAAUGGAUGUGUUCUCUGAAUCAGAGUUGCGGAUAAAGUUCCUACAAGCAAGAGAUGCUUGGUUUCAGGGAAUACUCAGUUCUAUUUCAACAGAUGAUGCUUAUAUCCACAUUACGAAAAUAAUUGAACUUAGCAGAGUGCAUCUUUUUGAUAUUAUUACACAAUAUCGAGCCAUUUUUUCUGAUGAUGAUCCCAUAUUAUCCUCCAGCCAAGAAUCUUCUACAAAUGAGAGUAGUAUUUUUCAUGGAUGGGUUGUGCACAAGGUUUCUAACUUUUUACAAAUGUUGGAAUUUGAUCUGAAUCAAGGUGUUGGCAAUCGUUUGGAUUCACUAUUAGGACAGUGCAUGUACUUCGGACUUUCUUUCAGUCGUGUUGGUGCAGAUUUUCGUGGUCUACUCUCGCCUCUUUUUCAAAGAGCAGCUUUGCGUACAUUUUGCAAUGCAGCACAAGAAGCAACAGAGAGGUUUUGUGAUGUAAUGCAGUCAUACACUCUGAUAGCAAGUCCAGCCUUAAUCUCAGCAACUACAUUAUCUUCUGUCACAUUGCAGGGUGAUAAAAACAUGACACCCCCAGCAAAUCUUUUAGAGUAUCCUCCUCUAGCUGUGUACACCAACAACAUUCUUUCAGCCUUCAACGACCUUCGACAUUGUUCACCAAUAGCACUAGCCCCUGAUGUUGCUAGACAGCUGCAGUUGUCACUUGAAUGUGUGAUGGAGACAAUUGUGGCCUAUUUUAGAGCAGAAGAGACAACAUUUAAUGAUCAGCAAAUGGUUCUUUUCUUGAAGUUGUGUCGGAUAGCAUCUGAGGAGAUGGUUCCUUUCUUAAACCGCUGUCUGCAGUUAUUGUUUCCUGCAAGUAGCAUUGCUCAAACACUUGGUGUAACAGUUCACGAUCUAUCUAAGAUGGGUGGUAUCGGUGUAAUGAAUAUUGCAGUAGUAGUUCAAAAAAUAAAUCAACUUUUGCCCACACACUCUCAACAAAUUGAAGAUACAGAAGAAGGUAAGGAAUUGGAAGACAUUGAAACAACAAAGCAACUUGAUCAAGAAAAUCAAGCAGAGAGUAACCCAUUGCCAUCUGAUCAUAUAACUAUUUCACAUAAUACUUCAACGACUGAAGCUGAUCAAGGAGAACAAGCAAGGGCUUUUAUCACCUGAUAAAAUAACUAUUUAAUAAAUCAAUUAACAACUGAAGUUAAUCAAGGAGAACAAGCAGGGAGUUUACCUGAUAAAAUAACUUUUUAAUAAAUCCUUUUAACGACAAAGCAGUGUGAUUGAAGAAAACAAGCAAAAAGUUUCCCCAGAUCAUCUGACAAAAUAACCAUGUGACAAAUGAAUUAGGAAUGUGAUCGAGUAAAACAUCCAUGCUGCUUUUUCGGAUUACAAAAAUGGUUUAGAAUUUAGCUUAUUCAACUUUAAUUAGUGUACUGUAAUUAUUUAGCUUAUUCAACUUGUAGUUAUUAGUAUUAUUAUUAGUGUAUUUUGUUUAUUUAUUUAUUUAUUUUUAAACAUUUAUUACCUUGAUGGAUUAUCUGGCUAGCUCCUAGUAAGCUAUUGAGCUAGAUUCUUGUACAUUAUACAAAAAAGCCUGUUACCCAAGCACAAGACAAUUUGGAAAUCAGGGUUGUUUGGUCAUUUUUGGUUCCUAUGAAAAGCAAUAUGAACCUUUGUAAUGGCCUUUGCAUGUGUCCAUGCAACGACUGUUUCUUUAGAUUUCAGGACAUUAAAAAGUCACGUCACUUUUCUACCUGAAUUAAAAAUUAUGUAUUUUGAGCUCCCUUUAAAAAGAAUUUGUGGUUCAUGAUUCACAAACCGCAAUCAUUUCCAGUCAGCAACCCUUUGUCUGCCAUUGUGGAAAUGAUGUCAUAACUAUAAGUUUACACAAUUGUCAUACUUGGCUUGACAUAUUAAUGCAGUAGGACAUAAUCCAAUACUGUACUGUAUUAUUGUGGAAGCCAAUGUACAGUAUUAAUAAUAUUAAAUAUAUUAUAUGGUUAUCUGUGGCUGUAUAUACCUGUACUGUGCUGAGAUUUAGAAUUUAGAACUAAGAAUCAAAAUUUUAUAAUAUGUUCAUAUUUUUGAUCACAUGAAAUAAAAAAAAUGAUAAAAACACCACUGAAUAAGGAAGGUAUGCAAAUCAAUUUUGCUGCGUAACACCAAAAACAAUAUAAAUAGAUAGAUAUACAGUAUAUUAAUAACAUUGCUCGAGGAACAUGUUAUAAUAAUUGUAUCAAGAAUAA
Molecule: messenger RNA, 2918 nt
Organism: Anneissia japonica
Lineage: Eukaryota; Metazoa; Echinodermata; Crinoidea; Comatulida; Comatulidae
Product: conserved oligomeric Golgi complex subunit 8-like
Exons: 13
Coding region: 34-1836 (600 amino acids)
Biological process (GO): intra-Golgi vesicle-mediated transport
Cellular component (GO): COG complex
Source: RefSeq, a predicted model, not a curated record